Effrenium voratum is the source of this 423-nucleotide messenger RNA. The record is from the annotation of a GenBank genome assembly. NCBI's taxonomy places the organism in Eukaryota, Dinophyceae, Suessiales, Symbiodiniaceae.
AUGCAAGGUGGGGUUAGUGUCUUGAAUGGACCAGUUUUUGAGAGGGCCGUGGAUGCACUCCUGAAGAAAGAGGGAUUGACGCUGAUGACCUCCUACCAAAACAAGGCGGGACGAUUCAAAUUUAAGCAGAAGAAAGAUAUGUUUUUUCUUUGUAUUUUUUUUCGGUUGAAGCUCUUUGCGCAGCUCUUCUUGCGCUCAAGUGCGAAGAUGGCGUCCAUGUUGUGGGUGAAGGUGGAGGGCGGCGAAAGCACCAUCCGAGUCUUGCGGAGGGACUUACCCGUCGCAGAUGUGGCUGCGCUGCUGAAGAACGUGAAGGAGCAAGUGGGGCGGCUUCCCAACAUUGGGCUGGAUCGGCUCAAUCUCUACCAAAACGAGGAGGUGAAGAAGCGAGGCGGCGAGGCGCUUCGGCCGAAUCUUCCCUAG